GGGGGGCGUGUGCGCGCGCAGGACACGCCACCUGCGCCGGAGCGCGCUCUGCCCGAAGCAUCCCCAGCCGUCGGGCCACCCCCGUCGCCCCCGCCGGCCCAGCUGCACCUCCCCUCCGCUCCGGUGACUGCUCGCCCGGCGGCAGGGCCCGAGUCGUCGCAGCCACCUCAUUGCACAACCCGGCUUCCCAACUGUUUACACAGCCCGGCCUGUGAGUGUAUGUGUAUACAGCGUGAGUCACCGGGAGGCGGAGGAGGUGGAGGAAAAGGAGAAGGAGGAGUGCACUGGCCGGGAUCGGUGCGGCGCACACACUCACUCACACUCAGUUACCCUCUCCGAGCGCGUCUGUCUCGCGCACACUCACGCCGGGAGCCCGGAGCGCGUAGGAUCCCGGGCGCCGCGGAAAAGUUGGUCCGGCUUUCGCUCCGACACUUCUUGCUUCGGGAAGUGCAUUUGCUCCGUGGCUCCGCCGAGCCUGCGGAAUCCUGUUCUCGCUGCUCCGGACCUCGGAGGCCGCCGCCGCCUCUGCUUCCCCGACUGUCGGCAGCCUCUACAACAAUAGCGAGGCGCCCCGAGCCGGUACCCACGGGGAUCCGGGGACCCGAACCGGCCUCCUUUCCCCGGACGCGCGGCCACCGUGGUCCUCGCGUGUACCGCGAGCGCCCGGGAGCGGCUCCGGCUUUGCCCCCCGUGGGGGCAGAACCAAGCUCCGUCUGCAACCUCCAUCCCGCGGGCUGGAGUAAGUCGCGGCGCCGGCGCCGACCCAGUUGCACCUUCCCGCGCCGAUCCGAGGACGUACAAAGCCGGGGCCGCCCCGGCCGGGGACGGGAUGCGGGUCGGUCCCGUGCGCUCUGCUAUGAGCGGCGUCUCGCAGCCCCGCGCUCCGGCCUUGCUACUCCCGGUCGGCCGGGGCGCCCCGGCCAAACGCCUGCUGGACGCGGACGACGCGGCGGCCGUGGCGGCCAAGUGCCCACGUCUCUCCGAGUGCUCUAGCCCCCCGGACUACCUCAGCCCCCCUGGCUCUCCCUGCAGCCCGCAGCCUCCGCCCGCCGCUCCGGGGGCUGGCGGCGGCUCCGGGAGCGCGCCGGGGCCCAGCCGCAUCGCCGACUACCUGCUGCUGCCCCUGGCCGAGCGCGAGCAUGUGUCCCGGGCGCUGUGCCUCCACACCGGCCGCGAGCUGCGCUGCAAGGUGUUUCCCAUUAAACACUACCAGGACAGAAUCCGGCCUUACAUCCAGCUGCCCUCACACAGGAACAUCACUGGCAUUGUGGAAGUGAUCCUUGGGGAAACCAAAGCCUAUGUCUUCUUUGAGAGGGACUUUGGGGACAUGCACUCCUACGUGCGCAGCCGGAAGAGGCUGCGGGAAGAGGAGGCUGCCCGGCUCUUCAAGCAGAUCGUCUCUGCCGUUGCCCACUGCCACCAGUCAGCCAUCGUGCUGGGGGACCUAAAGCUUAGGAAGUUUGUCUUCUCCACAGAGGAGAGAACCCAGCUCAGACUGGAAAGUCUAGAAGAUACACACAUAAUUAAGGGAGAAGAUGAUGCUUUGUCAGACAAACACGGCUGCCCAGCCUACGUGAGCCCCGAGAUUCUCAACACCACAGGGACCUACUCCGGAAAGGCGGCGGACGUUUGGAGCCUCGGGGUGAUGCUCUACACCCUUUUGGUGGGACGCUACCCCUUCCAUGACUCAGACCCCAGUGCCCUUUUCUCCAAAAUCCGACGUGGACAGUUCUGCAUUCCUGACCACAUUUCCCCCAAAGCCAGGUGCCUCAUUCGCAGCCUUCUGAGACGGGAGCCUUCAGAAAGACUCACUGCUCCAGAGAUCUUACUCCAUCCCUGGUUCGAGUCUGUCUUGGAGCCUGGGUACGUCGACUCAGAAAUAGGAACUUCCGACCAGAUUGUUCCAGAGUACCAGGAGGACAGUGACAUCAGUUCCUUCUUCUGCUAAUCCCCAAACCUCAGAAACCUCAUAAUUCUCACACAUGGCAUUUCCAUUUCUAAAGAUGGACAGGCCUUUCCUGCAGAGCUGUUUCCCUUAGUGAACCUUUGCCAGCUGUCCCUGUGUCAGAUAUGGGGGUUCCGCAUCUUUUACAGGUGGCAAGGAGUAUGGAUAUCCUGCAGCAUGUGAGCAAGUGAAAUGAACAUUCUAAAGGGAGAGGAAAUGAAUCGCACAAUGGCAUUUUGGGCAAUAACCAUAUUUUUAACAGGGUGACAAAUAAUUUGGGCCAAUAAACCUGCCAUCUUCGAACUUGUCUUUGGUAGCCAGACUUUUGCUACCCUAGCUUCUCUGAUCGGAAAGUUGUUUUUUCUGGUUUGGUUUAACACUCACCCUUUCUUCAUCUUUUUGGAGCAGACUGUUUCAGGGGCAUAGGAGCCUGCCUGAACCACGAACCCAGAAUUUCUCCUCCAUUUCCUGCCAAGACCUCAUUUGCACUAAUGCCUUCUUUCUGACCUUGAAAUGCGCCCUCCCAUCCCUUCACUAUAAAAGCACUUACCAGCUAACUGUGGAAAAGUAUCAUAAAAGAUUCAAACUCCUGGCUAUUUUAGAACUCUGAGCUCAGACAGAGAGACUGGAGACUUUUAACAAGAAUUUGAGCACUUGGAAACCAUUAGCUUUCUUGGUUCCCCUCAAAUAUGUUAGCAUUUAUCCUUUACUUUUUUCCCCAAGACCAUCUCAGGGUGGAGCAUUUUGUCUAGGAGGAGAAAGAUAAGAAGGCUCUCCACUCCCUCUCCCAAGAGCAAAUGUUAAACAUCUUAGUGCUUCAGAGAAAGUGAAUUUUGGAUAGUCUUAGACGGUUCUCGGACUAACUUCCAGAAUUAUACUUUAACCACUGCCAUGGGUAUGGUCUGCAGUUUUGCAUGACAGGUUGUGAAUAUUUCGGAUGUGGUGUGGUUUAUGAAUACAUCUGCAUCAUCAGUAUCUGGGAUGAAAUAGCAAGCCCCAAAUCUUUAAACUUGAAAGGGACGUUAAAAGUCAUCUGGUCCAACUUCUUUCGUUUCUCUGCCACCUCCCAAUGCAGAAAUCCGCCCCCCCGACACACAGCUUCUUUCACAGGUUGGGUCUGCAACCUCUUUUUGAAUGCUUCCAGAGAUGGGAACUCACUACCUACAAAAGAUAGAGCUUAACAAAGAAACUGCAACUUGCAUUAAAAAAACAAGUACAGAUGAAAUAUCAGUAAAUAGACAGUACUGAAAUCAGGUGAUUAAACGGGUAAACCAAACAUACUGUAUUUUGAGAAAUGGCACAAAAACAGGCAGUCACUUUUAAGGGCUACGCCUAGGCAAACUACUAACAUGCAUUGUGAGAAUACCGUGUAUACCUCACGUACUGUGUACUUUGUACAUAUAGUGUACCUUUUAUACAUAUGUCCGAUUUUUUUGUUGUUGUUUUGGCUCUGACGCUUGUUCUGUUGUCUGUGUCUGUCUGAAUAACCUGCGUGUCUAAGGCCACGUGAAAUGUGAAUGAUCAUUGGCAAUAUUACCUUGACAGAAUCAUGGGACUUGGAGAAGAGGGAGGACAGAAGCCUCUGUCCCACUAACGUUCUUGUGGUUGCUUGAAUGUUGUAUCUGUGAUACAUGACCCGGCUGAGGACUCUGGGCUGGCUGGGGCUUUGAAACACUAGAUCCUUCCUGUACAUGUGUAUAUAUGUGAGACGGCUGUUUCUGACUUGUAGAGAAAUUUUAAUAAAUCUGGU
Globicephala melas (long-finned pilot whale) is the source of this 3695-nucleotide messenger RNA. RefSeq names its product tribbles pseudokinase 1 (gene TRIB1). The record is from RefSeq and is a predicted model, not a curated record. Gene Ontology annotation, molecular function: ATP binding; protein kinase activity; mitogen-activated protein kinase kinase binding. Gene Ontology annotation, cellular component: nucleus. Lineage: Eukaryota; Metazoa; Chordata; Mammalia; Artiodactyla; Delphinidae. Gene Ontology annotation, biological process: positive regulation of proteasomal ubiquitin-dependent protein catabolic process; regulation of MAP kinase activity; protein phosphorylation.